AUGGCAAAGGUAAUGGCCGUUCUGCCUGCGACCGUUGUCGGCGCCACAAGCUCCGGUGCGAUCGCUCUUCAGACUCGGCACAUUGUCGCCGGUGCUCGAAAGCCAAUGUUGCCUGUGUCACUGGAGACGCUCCACACACCUACGGACGUCACCGACGCAGAUUCUGGCAUUGGUCAAGAGAUGCAGAUACCACUAGCACCAAUUUCCGUCGAUGGCCUCGGAAACGGGUGGCCAGACGCUAUGCAGCAGGAUAUGGAGGCAUUACAAACAUUCCAGACUCUCCCCGACAAUGGCCAGCCGGUCUAUUCCCACAUUAACCCUUCGGGUGACAGUCUUGAGAGGCUAGGCAACCUGCAAAAGGAGAUCCUCGUUGAUAUGGAUCUUGCAAAGACAUGCAAAACGGCUGCCGAUUGCGCCCAGCUAUCCCUACCUACCGAGUUGGCGUACAAUUCUUCCUUCCUGGUUGGUCGAAUGCUUGAGCAUUCAAAGACUCUCCUCGGCAUCAUGGAUUCGUUUGAUUCGAUCUUGCCAGCGUCCUCUUGUCCUUCAAACCCUGACCACUUUCCGGCCACACAGACCUGUACUGGGAGCUUACACUGCGACGUUCCAACAACGUUCUCUCUUUUUUCAUGCUACGUUUGUCUCAUCCGCAUCUACCGUACUAUCUUCUCCUGCAUUCACGACUCGAUGCCUGUUCUGUUAUCAUUACAACAACCCCUGCCUCAGCUGUUUCCUGGCAUCAACUUGGCAGGCUUCAGCCUCGAAUCGCGCCUCGAUCUGCAAGUCCAGAUCCUUGUUCAGGUGAGCGAAGAUAUGCUUGCGAAGCUCGAAGCCAAGCUUGGUGUCUCAGAGGGGGCCACCGCGGGCCAAGGAGUCUCGGAGACGACAGGAUCCGCCAACAUGCUCCGCAUGAUGUUGCAGGAAGAGGCCAUGGAGGAGCCUCCGCUGCAUGAACCCCGGGGGCCUUGCGAGCCCCUAAGGACCAUCCUUAGCGAUCUGAAGCGAAUGAUCAAUGUCAACAACGCAAAGUGA
This is a messenger RNA of Fonsecaea monophora, 1032 nucleotides long. RefSeq lists its product as hypothetical. Lineage: Eukaryota; Fungi; Ascomycota; Eurotiomycetes; Chaetothyriales; Herpotrichiellaceae. Bases 1 to 1032 code for a protein of 343 amino acids. The record is from RefSeq and is a predicted model, not a curated record. The transcript has 2 exons.